Angiostrongylus costaricensis is the source of this 624-nucleotide messenger RNA. The record is from the annotation of a GenBank genome assembly. Lineage: Eukaryota; Metazoa; Nematoda; Chromadorea; Rhabditida; Metastrongylidae.
AUGUAUGAAGGUGAAUCUCAUUUAUCACCAAUAUCGUCAGCGACGUUGGUUGUCGUUGAAGCAUCGUUGUUAUCAGACAUGCAUACCACAAAGAUGAACAUUGGCGAGAUGCUGCUUAUGAGCCACUUGGAACAGACUAUGAGGUUCCUCAAGAACAUCGUCGAGAGAAACGCGAGAGAUUUGAGUGAAGCAGUCACCUCUCCUUUCACGUGGUUAGGCUGUAUGGUCUUGAUAAUUGCUAUCAGAUUUUUCAAAGAACUCUACGAAAAUGGUGGAUGUCGUGCGUGGCUUGAAGCGCAGGAUCGAUGGUCAUACGACAAUCAGCCCCUCGAGGUUGACGACGGUUAUGAUGAAGAAAUCGACAUCUCGGACUACGGACUGGACAGCUGCCUGUAUGACGACGCCGCCAGCUUUGCUUCCGAUGGGCAUGAUGAUUUUUCAUACUUUUCCGACGACGAGACGGCUUGUGCUGCAAUAUUCGACAGCAACGACUCAUUCUAUGCUUUGAAUGCAACUGAAAUGUGCAAUUCAUCACUGCAGAACGACCCAACCCAGCAAGACGUGUAUACAAUUUUCUACCGUGGAUUUGAAGACCUUUCCGAUAAAUACCUUUUGGCGCCUUAG